CCGGGGGCGGGGCCUGUGUGAGGAGCGCUCCGAGGGGUUUCGCUCCGGCCCGGCCCGGCUCGGCACGGCCCCGCCGCAGCCAUGAUCCACAGCCUGUUCCUCAUCAACGCCUCGGGGGACAUCUUCCUGGAGAAGCACUGGAAGAGCGUGGUUAGCCGCUCCGUCUGUGAUUAUUUCUUUGAGGCGCAGGAGCGGGCCUCGGAGGCGGAGAACGUGCCGCCGGUGAUCCCCACGCCUCACCAUUACCUCCUCAGCGUCUACCGGCACAAGAUCUUCUUCGUGGCCGUCAUCCAGAGCGAGGUGCCGCCGCUCUUCGUCAUCGAAUUCCUGCACCGAGUCGUGGACACCUUCCAGGAUUAUUUUGGUGUCUGUUCAGAGGUGAUAAUCAAGGACAAUGUUGUGGUGGUUUAUGAGGUGCUGGAGGAGAUGCUGGACAAUGGCUUCCCAUUGGCAACAGAGUCCAAUAUUCUGAAGGAACUGAUAAAACCUCCUACUAUUCUGAGAACAGUCGUCAACACCAUCACAGGAAGCACAAAUGUGGGUGACCAGCUUCCCACUGGACAGCUCUCAGUGGUGCCCUGGAGACGUACUGGUGUCAAAUACACCAACAAUGAGGCCUAUUUUGAUGUGGUUGAGGAGAUAGAUGCAAUCAUUGACAAAUCAGGUUCCACUAUUACUGCUGAAAUCCAAGGAGUGAUUGAUGCUUGUGUCAAGCUGACUGGGAUGCCCGACCUUACCCUCUCCUUUAUGAACCCUCGGCUGCUGGAUGAUGUCAGCUUCCACCCCUGUGUGCGUUUCAAGCGCUGGGAGUCAGAGAGGAUCCUCUCCUUCAUUCCCCCUGACGGCAAUUUCCGCCUGCUCUCCUACCAUGUCAGUGCUCAGAACCUCGUGGCAAUUCCUGUCUAUGUCAAGCACAACAUCAGUUUUCGUGACAGCAGCUCCCUGGGACGCUUUGAGAUCACAGUGGGGCCAAAGCAGACCAUGGGCAAGACUGUAGAGGGGGUGAUGGUCACCAGCCAGAUGCCAAAAAGUGUCUUAAAUAUGACCCUCACACCCUCCCAGGGAACACAUGCCUUUGAUCCAGUUACAAAGUUACUGUCAUGGGAUGUUGGGAAAAUCAACCCCCAGAAGCUGCCAAGUCUGAAGGGGAGUGUGAGCCUGCAAGCUGGGACAUCAAAACCAGAUGAAAACCCCACCAUUAACCUGCAGUUUAAAAUUCAGCAGCUGGCUAUAUCUGGACUGAAGGUGAAUCGCCUGGACAUGUAUGGGGAGAAGUACAAGCCCUUCAAGGGGAUAAAAUACAUGACCAAGGCUGGCAAGUUCCAAGUCCGAACCUAGAGGCUCCUGAGAGCAAGGAAGAGCACUUUUCCUACUCCCCCUGUCCUCCUGAGAGCAAGGAAGAGCACUUUUCCUACUCCCCCUGUCCUCCUGAGAGCAAGGAAGAGCACUUUUCCUACUCCCCCUGUCCUCCUGAGAGCAAGGAAGAGCACUUUUCCUACUUCCCUUCUCCUCCUGAGAGCAAGGAAGAGCACUUUUCCUACUCCCCCAGUCCCUGGCUGUUGGAUGCAGCCUCCUAUCCCACCCAUCUCUUUAGGGUUGCUCCCUUGUCUGUAGUAGCAUAAGCAGGAAAGUGCUCAGAGUGCUGGAAAGCAGGGAGAAGUAAGGUUGACCUGAAACCACCUCAUCCCUACCUGAGUCUGAAGUUUUUUGGAACAAUAGCAGAUGGGAGAGUUGCUCAGGUCCCUUAGGAUUAGCAAGUCAGCUCUGUAAGCUUGUAUCACCUUCAUUUUGCUGUCUUAGAGGAAAUUCUAGGGAUUUAUGGCCUUUUGUAGCUCCUCUUCCUUGUAUUUUGUUUGACUUUUAUCCUGUUGUACAUGCUACAAAGUUGAAUUUCCACAAACUUCAAUGUGAUGAUCCAGCAUCUGCAUUCCUGUGUCACUGGGUUAGGGGUAGAGCUGUGUAGCUCUUGCCAGCAGGGAGAACAUUUAGCUGUUCUGCCUCAAAAGCACUGGAAGAAACUGGAAGAUUGUUCUGCCCAGGAUGGGAAGUUGAGAAGCCUGAGAUUGGGAAUGGUGCCACAAAGAGAAGAAAGGAAGAACUGCAUUCUCUCUCUAGGUAUUUCAUAUGGCAUCCUGGUCAAGGAUCUUGAGUCUCUGAAUACAGACUUGAAAUAUUGUAACUGAUGGGCAGUGGUAUCUCCGUGUAAUUCUGCUUUUCCUGUUAUUGCACCAGUGUUUGAAGGUGGGAAUUCUCCUGGCUCAUUUGGGGAAUCAGAAGAGACAGAAAGGGGAACUUCUGUGGAGACAGCACUGAUGGAAUUUGAAGCUGUAGCUACAUGAAGAUAACCCCUGUCCCAGUAACUUGUUGGAAGCUCUUUUUGCCUCUCCUUUCCUAUUGCAGAUGAUGGUGAUAGUGCUGUUUUCCUGCUCACUGAGUCUUCCUUUGGUCCCUUUGUAGUGUUCCUCCUGUCCUACCUCAUUUCAGUUUCUGUACCAGUCAGGUGCUGUGCAGAUGGAUUCCAACCUGUGCCAGAUUUCUCACUGGGAUCAUCUCUUCCUCAGGAGCUGUUGCUGUCUCUGCCCAUCCCAGCCUGUGGUCCAUCCCUGUGUACUCAGAAAUGGGAAAUGAGAGGCACCUGCACUGUUUUAUUGUCUGUAACAGCCCUGUGGCCACUACAUGCCAAUCUGCUUUCUCUUGCUAGCAGAACUUGCACUAAGCUGCUGCACACACGUGGCUGUGGAGUCCAGUCCAUGUUUGUGAACAGAACAGGGUGACCCUGACUGAGGGAGAGCAUUCAUUCCACCUUGCAUGUGGUGACACCUCAGGAGUGUUAUCUUGCUUGUGGGAUUGCUGGUUCCUGCUGCAGGAUCCCAUGGCAGGUGGUGUUACUGCUGAGCAUGUUCAGUGCAAGCAAAACCUUCAACAAUAAAAUUAAUUUUUACAUGUCAUCUGUGUCAUUUCAGAGUGGUUUGUGCAGGCUUUAUAAGAAAUAAAGUUGGUAUUUGAGGAGGAAUGCAAAUUAUGCCAAUUUGAUUGUGUGAAGUGGGUGCCUUAGGGAGAUAAAUGUCUUUAGGCAGUUGGCAUUGUAAACCUGGCACUAAGUUGCUGUCUGAAAAAUUGAAACUAAUUGCUUUCUUGGUAAUUUUUGUGUUUCCCAAAAGGAGUGCUGAGCAUUUCCUAGAACCUCAAGUGAAAAUGUCUUUAGGAAUGCAGCUGAACCAUUUUUGUUUACUGUGUU
Melospiza georgiana is the source of this 3238-nucleotide messenger RNA. It is a transcript of the gene AP3M2, whose product is annotated as adaptor related protein complex 3 subunit mu 2. The coding region runs from base 82 to 1338 and encodes 418 amino acids. Gene Ontology annotation, biological process: intracellular protein transport; endocytosis. Gene Ontology annotation, cellular component: cytoplasmic vesicle; clathrin adaptor complex. The transcript has 8 exons. NCBI's taxonomy places the organism in Eukaryota, Metazoa, Chordata, Aves, Passeriformes, Passerellidae. The record is from RefSeq and is a predicted model, not a curated record.